CAGUUGGUGUCAGAGCGUAACUCCCAGAAUCCAGUUCCAGUUCCAGUACAUAACGGCUUUCUACAAUGUUGCUGUUGUUCGUUGCUGGUAUCAUCGCCAUGUUGUGUCUGCCGCUUCCGGGUGUCGGCGCUGCUGGUGACAGGGACGCCCUGUUAUACAAAGUGGAAAUCCUCAUUCCCCCUAAGGAGGGGAGGGACGAGAAUGCAGACAUACAGCAGAUAAAGCAGACAGUUGAAGAUCUGAAGGACAUCAAGGUUAUCUUUGCAUUCAAGGAACUCGGAAAUCCAAGUAUUGUUCUUGUGCUUGACGUUGAGGAAGCAUGCAGUUGGCCCCAGUUGACAGGUUUCCUAUCACGCAAGGGAUAUGAGUUCAGCGUCGCAUCACUCUACCGCUGCAGUGACUACUCCAACAGACUUGGUUUCAACCUGCCCGAUGACGCAUGGACAUAUUCGUUCCAGGAUGAAAACCUUGCCAUGGUCACUAAGGUAUUUCCUGUGGGAGACUUGUCAACACUUGAAUAUAACGAAAGGCUAAAGAUGACAUUUCAGCAAGACCUAGCCAUAUUGAAAAGUGGUCAGAAAGGGGUAUGCUUCAGAAUUCUCGCAGAGUACCCGGUUGAGUUGGUGUACUUCGCCCCGGUCAGCCAAAUGAAGGUUGAAGCGAUUGACGAAAGUUUGGCAAGUCCUGGUCUCUAUGAAAAUGAAGUAAAACGCAUACAGAACCUUGCCAAUUACACAGCAGUGUGCCAGGGAGACUAAACACGUGAUUUUAGAACGCAGAAAUCCUGUGGAACAUAUACAACAUAUACAAUGUAUUCUGCUGAAUAAACACAUUCAUGGCAUGUAAA
This is a messenger RNA of Haliotis rubra (blacklip abalone), 847 nucleotides long. RefSeq lists its product as uncharacterized. The record is from RefSeq and is a predicted model, not a curated record. The transcript has 6 exons. NCBI's taxonomy places the organism in Eukaryota, Metazoa, Mollusca, Gastropoda, Lepetellida, Haliotidae. The coding region runs from base 66 to 758 and encodes 230 amino acids.